GACCGCCGCAAGCCGCAAGGAGUGAGUCACCGCCGCCAUCCGUCGCAGUCAGGGGAAGCACAGAAGCCUCUCCUCCCAACCCUAGAUCCCCUUCACCAGUUCUCCCAGCCCUAGCCUCACUGCCAUAUCACCUCCGCCGUCUCAACUACUCGAAGCUGCCGUCCCUACUGCUUCUCGUCUCGCGUGGUUCCUCCGUCGCGCAGCCGCUGUUCCGCUGCGCCGGCUCUGCUCCUCUGCUCCAGUUCCGCCGCGCACCACUCUCCUGGGCUCCUGUUCCGCGGUGGUCCAGGCUACCUCUUCUCUAGUUCUGCCGCGUCCAGCCUUCCGUCGUGCUCCCUCACCUCUGUGCCCUAGAAGAGAAGUUGAAUUACGGUUGAACCGGUGGGACCAGUGAAUUAGUAGCUAGAGUGGUUCGAUGACUGGUCCGGUUUCCAAACCUUGCUGAGGUGAUGCUUAUGCACACAGAAAGAAUGAAGCAAUCAAAGGAUCCGUUUGAAGCAGCGUUUGAGGAGCAAGAGGAUUCUCCGCCUGAAUCCCCAGCUGACACCGCUGUGGACGCACUGCAAAACCCUAAUUCUUCAAUUGUAGCUCAUAAUUCUCAAUCCCAACCUCAAGACCAGCUCCAGCUCCCUCAUGACGACAAUGCCAAAAAGGGUGCUUCCCAAUUCACCCCUCUCAGUGGCAGUGGCCGUACUAAUGCUAGUUCCAGUGGUCCCUUCACUGCCACCACUGGAGCUGGUGGUUCUGGCACUGGGAUGAAGAGCAAAGAAGAGGAGGAGGAAGAGGAGGAGGAGAACAUGGAUGUUGAGCUCGGAAAGUUCCCUUCGAGUGGCGAUCCUGAUAAGAUGGCCAAGAUGCAGGCUAUAUUGUCACAAUUCACUGAGGAACAGAUGAGCAGAUACGAGUCAUUCCGCAGGGCUGGAUUUCAGAAAUCUAACAUGAAAAGAUUAUUAGCAAGCAUCACUGGGACACAGAAAAUUUCCGUGCCGAUGACGAUUGUAGUAUCCGGGAUUGCAAAAAUGUUUGUUGGUGAAGUUGUUGAAACAGCUAGAAUAGUCAUGCAAGAGAGGAAGGAAUCUGGACCAAUUCGUCCAUGUCACUUGAGAGAAGCAUAUAGACGAUUAAAGCUUGAAGGAAAAGUAUUUAAAAGACCAAUGUCGAGGCUCUUCCGGUAAAUGUAUGAAUUGUGAAUGUAGUGGAUGAUGUCACUGGUUUGCAGCAGUGUCUUGUAGGAAGAUUUGGUACUCACUACUUACUACCUUCGAGGCCCCAUAUUCUUGCAUCCUGUUAUCUGUUACUGUUUGUAGGUAAAUUUGGAAUACUUUCCCAUUCCUUUCUCAAAUAUUAAAUUUGUGAACACAAUAAUUAUAGGCCUCAACAUCUGUUCUAUUUCUAUCUGUGGAAAUUGAAAUUCAUAUAUGUGCCGCAAUGACAGAUGUUGUAUAUCACUAUAUUGCAUUGCACAAGCUUACUGUGUUAAAUAGAUAGCUAGCUUGAAUAGCUUAGGAGAAGGAGAACUCGAAGAGGAUUUGGGCUUGGUUGCAAGAGAUCUCAGUUAACUAUUAGGGUCAAACUAAUGUAUAGUCUAGGAUUUUGCUCCUCUAAAGUAAAAGUUUGUCCACGCUAUUUUAAUUCCUAUUAAUGCGAAAAUUGAACAAUUAAAUUUUGGGUUGUUAGUAUACUUAUAUGUCCCUGGAGUUGAAUGAUGUAGUGUCUUACUCCUCAAAUUUGGGUUGAGUUAUCUAUGAACUAUCUAAAAGAAAAUCUAGAUGUUGGUAUUUUCUGUUUGAUUUGUGAUUUCUA
This is a messenger RNA of Arachis duranensis, 1803 nucleotides long. Its product is annotated as transcription initiation factor TFIID subunit 11. Lineage: Eukaryota; Viridiplantae; Streptophyta; Magnoliopsida; Fabales; Fabaceae. The transcript is spliced from 6 exons. Bases 450 to 1175 code for a protein of 241 amino acids. Gene Ontology annotation, cellular component: nucleus; transcription factor TFIID complex. The record is from RefSeq and is a predicted model, not a curated record. Gene Ontology annotation, molecular function: transcription coactivator activity; protein heterodimerization activity. Gene Ontology annotation, biological process: transcription initiation at RNA polymerase II promoter; RNA polymerase II preinitiation complex assembly.